Molecule: messenger RNA, 1881 nt
Organism: Spodoptera frugiperda (fall armyworm)
Lineage: Eukaryota; Metazoa; Arthropoda; Insecta; Lepidoptera; Noctuidae
Exons: 1
Coding region: 209-1726 (505 amino acids)
Source: RefSeq, a predicted model, not a curated record
UAACUGAGGUUGGUAUAAUAAUAGGUAAACAAAAAGUAUUAAAUGGCAACACAUCAAUUGAACGAGUGAAAACGUGACGAAUGAAUGAACUCAGUUCAGUGGCGGGAAUCGGGAACAGUUUGACAGAUUGACAAAAUAUUUUCACAACAAACAAAAUAGUGGUUGAAGUUGAUGGAAAUCACAUAAAUUGAUCAAUCAAAUAAAGAAAAUGAAGAAUGUGUCGUCUAUUAAAUCCGAUUCCGCUAACUCUCCGAAAACUCCUGGCGGGAUCAGUAAAUCUCUUUUAACUCCAUGUCGAAGAGUUGGUCUUUCACGGAAUUGGAGAAACAAGGGACCUUCGCCGUUUAUAUCGCCUCUAUCUGGAAGCACUCCGACUUUAAGAGAAGUAAAUAAUGAUACGAGGAAGCGAAAAUCUCUAGUUUUAGACGAUAAUGUUGAAAAAACUCCCGAAGUAUCUGACGUUGACAACACAAGUGAAUCUCUAAUGGAGCAAACUAGCGAAAUUGAUAAAACCCCGUCUAGAAAUGUUCAAUUGCCUCGUAAAAAGAAAUCCAAGACAUUAUUAUCAGCUAUAAACCGUUCUCAAGAGGAUGUAAGUGCUAAUUUAGAAGAAACUAAUGAAACCAGUGCAAUAGUCGUAAAGGAAGAUACUUCUAAGGACAUAAAUGUUCAAAAUAUCGAGAAUAUUGAAGAAGUUUCCACUCCAGUACGAACUAAGUCGAAAAAAUCGAAAAAGCAGUCUCCAAGAUUAAAAGCUCUUUCUAAAAACAAUAAAAAUUUAGAUUCAGCAUCAGGAGAGUGUGGCAAUGAAACAGAUCAGACAAAUGAUAUUAAAAUUCCUGUUGAAACUGAAAAAUGUGAUGAUUCUAAAGAUACAGAAUACAAGAUCAAAGAAAGAAGUCCGAAUGACUUAAGAAAAGAGUGUAUAGUUGUCAUACAAAGAAAGAUAUUUAAGAAAACCGAAGAUAGUCAUAAGGAUACAAAGAAAAUUGAAGAAAAGCAAGAUACCUCUACCUCCCAAGCAUUAUUUGAUUCUGAUUCAGAUGAAAUACCUCUAAAUGAAUUAAAUUCAUCAAAAACCAAGCCAGAGAAAGCUAAUAAAGAACAAAAGAAACCUAUAAAAGAGAAUGUUGUUGAUAUUACAGAAGAUGAUGAUUUUGUAGACAAAUCAACCAAAGUUAAUGUUAGCAAAGUAAAAGAGAAAGAAACCAAAUCUCCUAAACAUAAAUUAAAAACGAAUAAACCCUUAAAACUUAAACCAGAAAAGGUUAAGCCACAACCUAAACCUUCUUCACAAAGCUCCUACGAUGAUGAUGAUGACGACUUUGAUACCAACAAAAAAACUAUUAUAAUCAGAAAAACGUAUGAAAAAGUUGGCAAACCUUUAAAAGCUAAAUCUACCGGCUCCAUAACUCAACAAGACAUUGAUGAAUUAAAAGCUAGAAUAGAGACAAAGAAAAAGCUCCUUUUAGCCCAAUCUAUAAACCCAGAAACAGCAGAAUUAAGAAAUUUAAUAAAGAAAUGGCAAAAAGGAUGUCAAAAUGCUUUGAUGGAACUUUUAGAGCUAAUGAAAACUAAGUUUCAUGAUAAACAGGACAUGGACUAUGCGGAAAUGUUAAGGACUUUGAAAAUACCACCGUCUUUAGUCGGUUACGAUGCUGAAAAUGAUUGUUUUAAUGAACCGAGUGAUGCUAGCAUUAUCUUAGGUAAAUUUCAGGAUUUAUAGUUAUUAGUUAUGUUAUUUUAAGAGUUAUUUAAUUUAAUAUUAAAGUUGUUAUUGUAAAAUUUAAAACUGUAUUUUUCUUAUAUGUACACAGUUUUUGGAAUAAGUUUAAGUGUCUGUAAUGACCUUAUGCAAUAAGUUAUGUUCUAAUGGUUGUU